This is a messenger RNA of Macrobrachium nipponense, 1531 nucleotides long. It is a transcript of the gene ScsbetaA, whose product is annotated as succinate--CoA ligase [ADP-forming] subunit beta, mitochondrial-like. Gene Ontology annotation, biological process: succinyl-CoA metabolic process; tricarboxylic acid cycle. Gene Ontology annotation, molecular function: succinate-CoA ligase (ADP-forming) activity. The record is from RefSeq and is a predicted model, not a curated record. NCBI's taxonomy places the organism in Eukaryota, Metazoa, Arthropoda, Malacostraca, Decapoda, Palaemonidae. Gene Ontology annotation, cellular component: succinate-CoA ligase complex; mitochondrion.
AGAAGCUGCAGAUAUUGCAGGGAAAAUGAUUGGAGAUCUUCUUGUUACAAAGCAGACUGGUGAAAAGGGGUCAUGCAACAAGGUCUUAGUUUGCGAACGCAAAUUUCCACGACGAGAGUUCUACAUGGCUAUCAUGAUGGAACGUUCUUUUGGUGGUCCUGUGAUAAUAGCAUCUGCCCAGGGUGGCGUCAAUAUUGAAGACGUAGCCGCAGAAAGUCCAGAGGCAAUCAUCAAAGUUCCAAUUGAUAUCGUUGAAGGGAUUACUGAUGCCAAGGCACAAGAGAUUGCAAAAAGCCUUGGUCUGGAGUCACGAAUGGAGGAAACAGUCGACGUCAUCAAAUCUUUGUAUAAUGCAUUCAUCAAUUUUGAUGCAUCUAUGAUAGAAAUCAAUCCUUAUGCUGAGGACACUUACGGAAAAAUGUAUGCACUUGAUGCAAAGAUGCGGUUCGAUGACAAUGCCGAGUUCCGUCAGAAGGAAAUAUUCGACGAGAGAGAUUGGUCUCAAGAAGAUCCCAAAGAAGUGGAGGCUUCUAGGUAUAAUCUCAAUUACAUUGCUCUUGAUGGUAGCAUUGGCUGUUUGGUGAAUGGAGCUGGCUUGGCAAUGGCCACCAUGGACAUCAUCAAGUUGCAUGGAGGUUCACCUGCCAAUUUCUUGGACGUUGGUGGGGGAGCUACGGCAGAGCAAGUGAAGGAAGCCUUCAAGAUCAUCACAGCAGAUCCACAUGUUCAUGCCAUUAUGGUGAACAUCUUCGGUGGUAUUAUGCGAUGCGAUGUUAUUGCCCAGGGUAUUAUUGCUGCUGCAGAAGAGCUCUCCUUAAAGAUCCCCAUUGUAGUGAGAUUACAGGGCACUAAUGUAGAUGAUGCCAAGGCUUUGAUUGCAAUGUCCAACCUGAGAAUUUUACCUUGCGACAAUCUUGAUGAUGCUGCGAAGAUGGUUGUGAAGCUCUCCAAUAUCAUACAGAUGGCCAAGGCUGCUAAUGUUGAUGUGAAAUUUGAACUCCCUGUAUAAUCAGUAGCUGACACUUUUUUUUUUUUUUUUUUUUACAGUUUAUGCUUAGCCAGUUUUGACUUUGCUUUUCCAGGCUGAAAUGACAGUAUAAACCUCCAAAAAUUAAGUUUAAAACUCAAAGAAGGGAAUUACAGUAUUUACUAAGUCCAUUGUAUUAUGCAUUUAGUCUUUUUUUAUUAUUAUGGAGAUGUACCAGUCACACUUUCACAUAAUCCAUUAUAGAAGAUAUACAUAUAGCUUUUUAUUUAAUGUUUGUACAUUUGUAAAUUUUACUUGGCUUUGUUUAUAUGUCUAUUUAUUGUUAAGUGGAGAGUUGCAUAUAGAUGCAGAGGAUGAGGAGUAUGUAGAUAUGUUAGAGGUAAGGCUGAAAGCUACCUAAGAUGAUUAUAUUUCAUUCUAGUGUUAUAACUUGUCCUUUUUGAGUUACAUGUGGCCUGUAAGGAAAGUUAAUAAGAUUAGGAUGACAUAUAUGUAAUUUAUUAUUGGAGCUCCCAAUAAAUAUUGAAGCCAAUGACAAAACGA